Molecule: messenger RNA, 1390 nt
Organism: Telopea speciosissima
Lineage: Eukaryota; Viridiplantae; Streptophyta; Magnoliopsida; Proteales; Proteaceae
Product: probable E3 ubiquitin-protein ligase RHC1A
Exons: 2
Coding region: 199-1149 (316 amino acids)
Biological process (GO): protein ubiquitination
Cellular component (GO): cytoplasm
Molecular function (GO): ubiquitin protein ligase activity
Source: RefSeq, a predicted model, not a curated record
CUUCAUUUCAAGGGUUUCGACGUCACCCCUCUCUCUCUCUCGCUCGCUCUGUAGGUCUUGCUUGGCGAUAAUGGAAGCAUCUCGGCCUCAAAAUUCUGAUCUUUCAGGCUUUUGAGAGGAUUUGCAAGAAAAGUAAGGAAUUGGGAGCAUCUGAUUAGGGGUUUUGUUUGAGAGAUCCGAGUGGAGUGAGAAGGGAAAAUGUCGAGCAGUAGGAACACACAUUGGUGUCACAGAUGCAGGCGGCCUGUGCAACUCCGAGGGCGAGAUGCAGUUUGCCCUUAUUGUGAAGGCGGCUUUGUGCAAGAGCUUGAUGGGAUUGGUCCUUUUGAUUUCCUUGGACUGGAUGAUGAUGAUCAUGACAACAGAUUUGGGAUAAUGGAGGCUUUUUCUGCUCUGAUGAGGCAACGAAUGGGUCGCAGAAACCGUGACUUUGACCUCAGAGGGAGGUCUGGUAUUGGUCCAGAUCAUGGUUUGGCAGGAUUAGGCGCUGGGUAUGGUGCUGGUCCUUGGCUGAUAUUCCGUGGCCAAGUUCCUGUCAGGAUGUCUGAAAAUGGUGGGAUUGAAGUGCUUUUCAAUGGGGGUCCAGGAGUUGGCUUGAGGCGAGCUAACGUUGGUGAUUACUUUCUUGGUCCCGGACUGGAUGAACUGAUAGAACAGCUCACUCGGAAUGAUAGGCAUGGACCGCCCCCAGCAUCUCGGUCUUCAAUUGAUGCCAUGCCAACAGUAAAGAUUACGCAGAGGCAUCUGCGCACUGAUUCUCACUGCCCUGUUUGUAAAGAUAGAUUUGAGUUGGGCUCUGAAGUGCGGCAGAUGCCAUGUAACCACAUAUACCACUCGGAUUGCAUUAUCCCAUGGUUGGUUCAGCACAAUUCCUGCCCUGUCUGCCGCCAUGAAAUGCCACCACAAGGAUCAAGUGGUUCUGGGGCUAGCAACAGAAGUAGCAGUGGUGGUGGUAACUCCAGCGGGAGGGAGAGUAAUGGGGAUAAUCAGGGAAGGCGCAACCCAUUCUCCUUCUUGUGGCCUUUCCGCUCGUCAAACUCAAACUCAAACUCAAACUCGCAACGUACUGAAUCAAGUGGAAGCAGCUCAGCAGCCGUUCGUGAAGAUAAUCACCAGAUUAGUUACUCUGGAUGGCCUUUUGAUUAUUAGGCUUCUUGUGUUUUAGAGUUUUGUGUUCUUUACUUUGGUUGUUGUGCAGUCAUAAUCCACUUAUCAUAUCCAAGUGAUAUGAGUAAAUAUGCUUGGUGAAGUGAAAGUGGUUUAACGUCUUGGCAUAUACUUAAUGGUAUAGGUGAUCAACUGUCAUUGGUGCUACUGCUCUCCUUAUGUAAAUGUUUUGGAUUAUAUUUCUUGUGCCUUAAUCUUCUAAACUCAACUUUUUUUUUUAUUU